Salvelinus sp. IW2-2015 is the source of this 3003-nucleotide messenger RNA. RefSeq names its product syntabulin-like. Lineage: Eukaryota; Metazoa; Chordata; Actinopteri; Salmoniformes; Salmonidae. The record is from RefSeq and is a predicted model, not a curated record. Gene Ontology annotation, biological process: axonal transport of mitochondrion; synapse maturation. Gene Ontology annotation, cellular component: cytoplasmic microtubule.
CAGUCGUACUGACAUUGCCUGAGAUGCAACUAUAUUGUUUCAAAAUGUAGAUAUUUGUUGUUAUUUCAUGCAUUUGUUGUUGUCACACAUCCUGAUCUUAUUGUCUGUGUCAUUUUGGGGGAACAAAAUGUAAUCUGAAUCUCGCUACAUAAGCUAUGGGAGGCGGAAGAAGGCCAUUUCAGGACGGAACAAUCAUGCCUGCGUUAUGUAACCCUACACUGCUGGAACAUUGGUCAUACUUGACUUCAAGCACGCGCUGUCACUGGUGGUGAGUGUUUAGCAGCUUCAUCCUCGUCCAAUCCUGUGUGCACAGUGUAAUUUCCUCAUAUCAAAACACAGAGUGGGAUGGGCUCCACGGUCAGACUCGUGAGGAACACUGGAGUAACGCGGGACUCGUUGUGGUGUGGGUGAUUUAGGCUACACGCGCAUCCUUUGCGACUGGGGGAAUCAACACCAAACAUCCAGAUCCAACGGGGAAAAGGCAGCGUUAAGCACAAUGGGACCAUUCCAGGAAUAUGAGGAAAAGAAGUCACCGGGGAAGGAGAGCCCCCGCAGUCGCAUCCCACGCUUGAUCCUACAUCCUUUCCACCCUAAUGAGAAAGGGUCACCCCUGUCCGAAUCACCCAUUUCAGAGGAGGAGGGUAAGGACUGUGACAUCAGCUCGGACAACUCCAAACGGACCAUCAGCACCAACAGCUUUUGCUCAGGCUCAGACAACAGUCCGCAUGGCUCCCCCAAGCUCACCGCCGAGUGCAAGACCAAGGUGAAGAGGGUGAGGGUGAUGGAAGAGUGGCACGCACCCCCGCCAAGGCACAAGAGGGAGCAGCGAUCGUCCACAUUGCCCAGAGGUAGUGAGGCAGACUUCAGCUCCUCUAGCAGCACGGGCAGCCUAAAGAGAGGGGGGAGCCUGGCCCACAACUCCACAGGGAAGAAGGUCUCCUCACGCAGUCGUGGUGCCCACAUCAGGAGCCUCCCUGUGUUCAAGCUGGCAGGGAUCCCCUCAGCAUCCCGUGAUGCGGAGCUCUAUGCCCCGUACAGGACAGUCCCCUCAUCCACCAACAGCAGCAGCAUCUCCAGCCCCACAGUACCCUCCAGGAUGACCCCCGGACAUUACCACUCCUGUGUGGACAAGCAUGGAUUCAGACCGCCCAAUCCAGAGCAGUACCUCACCCCCCUGCAACAAAAGGAGGUGGCCAUUCGCCACCUGAGGAGCAAGCUGAGGGAAGCGGAGAACACAGUCCACGACAGGGAGUCUGAGAUUGAGAAUCUCAAGUCCCAGCUGGGACGGAUGAGGGAGGACUGGAUCGAGGAGGAGUGCCACCGCGUAGAGGCGCAGCUGGCCCUGAAGGAGGCACGCAAGGAGAUCAAGCAGCUCCGGCAAGUUGUGGAGACCAUGAAGAGCAGUCUGAUGGAGAAGGACAAGGGCAUCCAGAAGUACUUUGUCGACAUCAACAUCCAGAACCGCAAGCUGGAGUCCCUGCUGCACAGCAUGGAGAUGGCCCAGAGCGGCUCCACGCUGCAAGACGAGCCAACCAUGGACUUCAUCUGCGACUCCGACUCCCCUGUCAACGACAAGCAGGGGGAGGUGGGUGACCAGGYGGUGGAGGAGAUGGCAGACGGUGGGCUGCUGUUCAACGACAACCUGGCGCAUGUGCUCAUGUCCACAGCAGUGAACUCUAGCGGUAAGCUACGCUGCCACCCAGAGGCUGGUCCUGGGGUGUCCACUCUACUCCACAGUCUGGAGGAGGAGAAGAUCGCACCACUGCCUCCACCACCCUCCAACACGUUCUGCUACAGYACACUCCCCUUCCCUGCUCCAGUGGAGAAGGCCGUUCAGACUGAGAUGGUGUCCUUCCCUCCUGACCUGCACAGCCUCCUGCUGCAGCUGCUGAAGCUCCAUGGUGGUGCAGUUGGAGAUGCUCUCCUCCCAGCUUCUACCAGCCUCCUAGAAAUCCCAGCACAGCAGGGCCCAGACUUGGCCCCUGUCCCGUCCACCUUAAGCCUGCCUAGCUCCUGCCAGCCCAUCCCAGUUCUGCCAGCGAGCCCUUACAUGUUAAGUAAUUCAGGGCUGUGUUGCUCAGACCCUGAGGUGGUCUCCAUGCGCUUCAUGGAGGAGCUGGAUUUUGAGGUGAGCAGUGAGGAGCCCUGCAGGGCCCCCGAGAUGGACGUGGUCAACAAACGCUAUUGGAGCAGCAGCUUCCUUGUUGAUCUUUUUGCUGUGGCCGUACCAGUGUUGCCCACGGUGGCCUGGCUGUAUUCCCGGCAUGGCGUGGAUGGGGCGGCGCCAGUCUACAACAUCGCAGCAUUGAUCCGUGGCUGUUGCAUCAUGGGAUUGCACUCUCUCCGUCACGUCACUCAUCAUGGGGCAGAUGUGUAACGGUCUCCGACCCCCGCAUGCACAGCCCGACCCCUCAACUUAAGGCACUUCCACAUCUGUUAAUCAAAGAGUAUUUGUGGAUCUUUAGUUUUUCUACACUUGUGAAUAUUAAUGCUACAGUUAUUACUUUUGGUUCCCACGUGUUUACUUUGCACUGUGUACAGUUGUUGCUGUGAGAAGUCAUUGUUUAUGGUGAAGGGAUUUUGUUAAUUUUAUUUAUUUUCCCUCUGUUCUSUUAUCAUAAUUGUGUAUAAUCCGAGUAGGUGGUUAUGCAUCAUUGAUGUCCUGGGCUGGCACUAGUUACCCCUACUUAAAGCAGCCAUGUUAUUUUUCUGAAAGUAUUAGGAUUUCUGAGGGUGGGGAUGAAAUUGAAUGUUAGUUUGAUCAAGUGUUUGUAAUGGUUUAUGUUCCAAAAURAUCUUAAACCUGCAGCCAAAGCUUUAUUAAUGAACGUUUAGUCUUUAUUUUUCUACCUAGAAGUAGUGUACAUGUGUAACAAAUUGUUGAUAGGUGUAUGAGACCAACGCUUCAAAACAACCCAUACUUGUUUGUGCCUGAGCUACUGUGUGUAAUACUCUUAACAUCAAAUGUCCUAAUAUAUUUACUAUUAAAGCAUGAUAAUCCCA